AUGAUGUCCCCGAUGGGAUCCGUUCUCAUCACUGGAUGCAGUGAUGGAGGCAUAGGCUCCGGCCUAGCUCUUGUCUUCCAGGAACGCGGCUACCAUGUCUUUGCCACAGUCCGCGACCCAGAGAAAGCGAGUGCCCUCAAAAACCUUCCUAACGUCACUCUACUGACCCUGGAAGUAACUCAUUUGAGCGACAUUCUGGCAGCAAAACACAUUGUCUCUGUGCAGACAGGCGGUAUUCUCUCUUACUUGAUCAACAACGCUGGACGCAAUCAUUUCAUGCCUCUCCUGGACGAGGACAUUGACACUGCAAAGGAAAUCUUCAAUAUCAACGUCUGGGGUCCGUUGGCCAUGACUCAGGCAUUUGCACCUCUUCUUAUGAAGGCUAACGGUACUCUUGUGAAUAUCACUUCUAUCGCCGGCCAUGGAGCAAUUCCAACUUUGGGAUCCUACGGCGCCUCCAAGCGCUGCCAGGAACACAUGGCAGAUGUACUUCGUCUUGAACUCUCACCCUUUGGCGUCAAGGUUCUCUCUGUUGUGACCGGUGCCAUCUCGACAAAUUGCCUAACCUACUUCCAAGAUUGGACCCUUCCCCCAGACUCGCCAUACAUGGAAAUCGAAGAAUACUUUUCCAGAUUUGUGCAGGAUACCAACGGAAUGCCUCGUACGCCACUCGAAAGUUACGCCACUGAGGUCGUGGAGAACAUUCUGGGUGGCAUCACAGGCCGAAUUUGGGUGGGCGAGAGAGCCGAGAAGAUGAAGAACGCAUCUUUGGAGGGUGAAUUGGCUUUUUCAAGGUGUUUUAUGAAGGGAUUUGGCUUGGAUCUGCUCUUGAAGUAG
Molecule: messenger RNA, 837 nt
Organism: Penicillium atrosanguineum
Lineage: Eukaryota; Fungi; Ascomycota; Eurotiomycetes; Eurotiales; Aspergillaceae
Product: U2 snRNP component prp10
Exons: 3
Coding region: 1-837 (278 amino acids)
Biological process (GO): triglyceride catabolic process; phosphatidic acid biosynthetic process
Cellular component (GO): endoplasmic reticulum; lipid droplet
Molecular function (GO): triacylglycerol lipase activity; acylglycerone-phosphate reductase (NADP+) activity
Source: RefSeq, a predicted model, not a curated record